AUAAAUUCUUCAAUCAGUUUACUCUUUGCUUCUUUUUUUCUCACCCAAUUUUGUGUAGCCCGUGUGUGCCCAGGAAAUCUUGUUUUCCAAAAAAACACAUAUCGACUGUUUUUAUCAAAUUUUUUUACCGGCACACAAUAAGAACUAUCAGGUGUUUCCGUAUUGUCUUAUAAAAUAAAAAUUAUGAUAUUUCUACUAAUACCUGUACUUUUAUCAGCAAUUAUUGAAAGUGCACAAGCUUCUGUUCUAGAUGAUUUUCGUGCACGUAAAGCUUUUCACAAUGAGCUUUGCCGGGCGCACCCAGAAAUGUCAACUUGCGAUCGUCCUUAUUCAGUGAGAGACUAUAGAGAUGAGCUGGAAAAGGAGAGAACUGAAGAGCCAACUGAUAGCGGAAACUUCAAGGCGAGCCGCCGUUCUGAUUGGGUAGAUGAUGAAAUUGACGAGAAAGAUCUAGAAUACUAUUUAUGGAGAAAACGAAGGCGUCAAUAUUUAAGAACAAAAGCUGCCGCAAUGUUGCGGGAGAGAUAUCGUGAUAGAAUGGAUGAAGAGAGAGCAGAUAGUGGACCUGAUUAUCAUUAUCAUUAUCAUGAAGCCCCUCGAUAUGGUUAUAGUCGAUACGGUGAUGGGUACGGUAGAUAUGGACCAUACAGUGGAUAUGGUAACUCUUAUUAUCCAUCCUAUGGUGGCUACAGUGGUUAUGGUGGAGGCUAUGGCGGAGGAUACGGUGGAGGUUACGGUUAUGGCGGUGGUCUAAUCGGAAGUCUCGUGAAUAUUGGCGGUGGAAGCGGACUCGGAAUCUCUACACCAAUCGGCGGAAUCGGAAUCUCUCAUGGAUGGGGAAUCGGAAUUGGUUAACUAUCAAGAAUAUCCCCAAUUCCCGUUUCUAUGUACAUUUUGUUGCUUUUAUUGCUAAUAAUUGAAUUUUCAACAAACUUU
Molecule: messenger RNA, 936 nt
Organism: Caenorhabditis elegans
Lineage: Eukaryota; Metazoa; Nematoda; Chromadorea; Rhabditida; Rhabditidae
Gene: C34F11.8
Product: Glycine-rich protein
Exons: 5
Coding region: 184-855 (223 amino acids)
Source: RefSeq, marked reviewed